AUGUCACCAAUCCCAAUUGCUAACCCGAAAAAACCUAUAAAUGUGCCACAUUCGCGCCAUGCCUUCUCUCAAACCCCUAACAAUGCCCACAUUGUCUACGGCUCUGUCGGUCGCUCAGCUUUUGGAGACCCGCUCCAUCUCUCUCCAGUCUUAAGUCCGCCCUCUAACUUAGAGGAAGAUACAUUUAUAGUAAAUCCUCGUCAAGCUCAACUUUUAGCUCAGGAAGAAGAAGAGAUUUUAAAUCACUCGAACCAAUGGCAAAAACCAACACAACUUAUUCACCAAUCUGCAUCCUCAGAAACACUGAUUUCACAAGACACAGAAGCUGCCCACCUGAUAUCCCAACAAGCCUCAUCUUCUUAUGGAACAGUCGAUUCCCCUCAAACACAAUUUUCAGAUAAUGACGAACAGGACCCAGAAACUGCCCAAGUCAUGGCCAUUUCUAAAGCAUGGGAUGAAGCUGUUAAUGAGGGUCGUGCAGAAACUUCAUACGCAAUGGAAAUUAGAUACAUUAUUUUAAACUCGUGUCCACUAGUAAUUACCUUUUUGCUCCAGUACUCACUCACUGUGGCUUCAAUUUUUUCUGUAGGCCACUUGGGGAAAACGCAGCUGGCUGCCGUGUCCCUUGCCUCCAUGACUGCAAAUAUCACUGGCUUUGCUAUGAUUCAAGGCCUUGCAACUUGUCUUGACACACUUUGUGCCCAGGCAUAUGGUGCAGAAAAUUAUUCUCUUGUUGGUGAAUAUUUCCAAAAAUGCACCUUAAUGGUGAUGGCCUGCUUUGCUCCUGUUAGCAUUCUAUGGCUCUAUGCAGAACCUCUCAUUCGAUUUCUAGUGACUCACGAUGAUCCAGCUUUGGCCCCGCUCGCAACUUCUUACCUUCGCAUUGUACUUAUAGGUGUUCCUGGUUACAUUGCUUUUGAAUGCGGGAAACGAUUUGUCCAGGCACAGGGCAUUUACUUUGCAGCCACUUUUGUUUUAUUUAUCUGUGCUCCUAUUAAUGCCUUUUUAAACUACCACCUUGUUUGGUCUUCAGUCGUUGGUCUUGGGUUCAUUGGCGCACCUCUAGCCGUUGCAAUCACUCAAUGGCUUAUGGCUAUUCUUCUUUUUCUUUAUGUUCGCUAUGUUGACGGGCUCAAGUGCUGGGGUGGACUUUCCCGCAACGUUUUCAAAAACUGGGGGACCAUGUUUAGACUCGCCAUCCCUGGUGUCAUUAUGAUUGAAGCUGAAUUCUUAGCUUUUGAAGUUUUGACAUUUGCUGCAUCCCGUCUUGGGACUACAGCUUUGGCUGCACAGUCUGUUCUUGCUACCACCUCUUCUUUGCUAUAUCAAGUUCCAUUUGCUAUGAGUAUUGUUGCAUCAAACCGUAUUGCAAACUUUCUUGGUGCAGCUCUCCCACAAAAUGCACGCAUUGCCAAAAACGUUGCUCUUAUAGCUGCUGUGGUUUUUGGUACCAUUGAUUCAAUUAUUCUUUACGUUUUACGCUUCCAUGUUGGCACUGCAUUUUCUUCUGACUCCGAUGUCGUUGCUCUUGUUGCAAAAUCACUGACUGUUUUGGUUUAUUGCACAACCGUUGAUGCUCCUGGCGCAGUGCUUGGAGGCGUGCUCCGAGGCUUUGGCCGUCAGGCUAUCGGUGGCUAUCUUAAUUUAUUCUUUUAUUAUGCUGUCGCCAUGCCUUUGGGCUUAGUCUUAGCAUUCUAUUAUGAUUAUAGUCUUAAAGGUCUGUGGGGAGGUAUAUUUGUUGCUAUUUUUUCCAUUGACAUUUCCGAGUUCAUUUAUGUUCAACAAGUCGACUGGCAGGCUCUGGUCGACGAGGCCCGCUCACGUCAAACAUUAGAACGUAUUGUUCCAUAA
Molecule: messenger RNA, 1851 nt
Organism: Magnusiomyces paraingens
Lineage: Eukaryota; Fungi; Ascomycota; Dipodascomycetes; Dipodascales; Dipodascaceae
Exons: 1
Coding region: 1-1851 (616 amino acids)
Biological process (GO): xenobiotic detoxification by transmembrane export across the plasma membrane
Cellular component (GO): membrane
Molecular function (GO): antiporter activity; xenobiotic transmembrane transporter activity
Source: RefSeq, a predicted model, not a curated record